AUGGCCCCUCCAGUCCCCGGCGGCCCCGGCGAGGUGGACGAACUGUUCGAUGUGAAGAACGCCUUUUACAUCGGCAGCUACCAACAAUGCAUCAACGAGGCGCAGCGAGUGAAGCCAUCAAGCCCAGAGAGGGACGUGGAGCGCGAUGUCUUUCUGUACCGGGCAUACCUUGCACAGAGGAAGUAUGGCGUGGUGCUGGAUGAGAUCAAGCCUUCCUCAGCUCCGGAGCUUCAGGCUGUGCGCAUGCUCGCCGAGUACCUCUCCAGUGAGGACCAGAGGGACGUGGUGGUGGCACACCUGGACCGGGAGAUGAGCCGCAGCAUGGAUGUGACCAAUACCACUUUCUUGUUGAUGGCCGCCUCCGUCUACCUGCAUGACGGGAACCCAGACGCCGCGCUGCGAACACUACACCAAGGCGACAGCUUGGAGUGUUCAGCCAUGGUGGUGCAGAUCCUGCUGAAGCUGGACCGCCUGGACCUCGCCCGGAAGGAGCUGAAGAAGAUGCAGGACCAGGACGAGGAUGCCACCCUCACCCAGCUGGCCACCGCCUGGGUCAACCUGGCUGUGGGUGGUGAGAAGCUGCAGGACGCCUACUACGCCUUCCAGGAGCUGGCCGACAAGUGCUCAUCCACCCUGCUGCUGCUCAACGGCCAGGCUGCCUGCCACAUGGCCCAGGGCCGCUGGGAGGAUGCUGAGGGCGCCCUGCACGAGGCACUUGACAAGGACAGUGGCCACCCGGAGACACUGAUCAACCUCAUCGUCCUGUCGCAGCACCUGGGCAAGCCUCCCGAGGUGACAAACCGCUACCUGUCCCAGCUGAAGGAUUCCCACAGGUCCCACCCGUUCAUCAGGGAGUACCAGGCCAAGGAGAAUGAUUUUGACCGGCUGGUCCUGCAGUACGCCCCUAGCACGUGA
Chrysochloris asiatica (Cape golden mole) is the source of this 915-nucleotide messenger RNA. RefSeq names its product coatomer protein complex, subunit epsilon (gene COPE). Lineage: Eukaryota; Metazoa; Chordata; Mammalia; Afrosoricida; Chrysochloridae. The transcript is spliced from 10 exons. Gene Ontology annotation, cellular component: COPI vesicle coat. Gene Ontology annotation, biological process: intra-Golgi vesicle-mediated transport; endoplasmic reticulum to Golgi vesicle-mediated transport; retrograde vesicle-mediated transport, Golgi to endoplasmic reticulum. Gene Ontology annotation, molecular function: structural molecule activity; protein binding. The coding region runs from base 1 to 915 and encodes 304 amino acids. The record is from RefSeq and is a predicted model, not a curated record.